This is a messenger RNA of Penicillium manginii, 1443 nucleotides long. Its product is annotated as RPAP1 family protein. Gene Ontology annotation, biological process: transcription by RNA polymerase II. The transcript has a single exon. The record is from RefSeq and is a predicted model, not a curated record. Lineage: Eukaryota; Fungi; Ascomycota; Eurotiomycetes; Eurotiales; Aspergillaceae. Bases 1 to 1443 code for a protein of 480 amino acids. Gene Ontology annotation, cellular component: nucleus.
AUGGCUUUCCCCGGCGAGCGUUUCACUCUCGACCUCGAGGGCGAUAUUAAUAUCCCCUCAAAUCCUCCAGCCUCUCCAUUCGAUUUGAUCGGUGAAAUCCGCGAGAGAAAGCCCACCGCCCCCAAACCGCCCGCACCGACGCCCACCGCUUCUUCCACUGGCUUCCCCGCCCACCGUCGCCGCAACAAACCCUCCUCGUUCAAGCAGCGCCGUACUGAGCAAGCCACCCCUACUGUUCCUCCAAAAGAAGAUCUCACAAAAACUACCCCGCCUACUCUACAAGAUGACAAGAGGUCUAUCGGGGAGGAGAACACCCGCCACCUGGCAUCCAUGUCAGAGGCGCAGAUCGAGAAAGAGCGGGAAGAGCUGAUGGCAUCGCUGGACCCCGGACUCCUAGAACGCUUCUUACGUCGUGCAAAGAUCGACGAGGAUGAAAAGGCCAGCGACAAAGCUCCCCCAGCAGCCGCAGCAGCCCCAUCAACCUCGGCAAAGCAGGCAGAGGUCCAGGACGAAGAAGAAUUACCCUCCAAAUCCAAGAAAUCAGUCUCAUUCGACAUCCCACCCCCAGCCAAAGCACCACCCAAGAAGCAAGAACCCACCCCGCCAACAAACUCGAAGCUACCACCAGGAGGACACGACGAUCUCCCCCCAACAACCGUCCCAAAGGACCUCCACCCAGCAUCAGAGUACCCAAACAUGGACCCCUCAACCAUCGAACGCUUCCACUUCCCCCAACCAACAAAGCCAAUGCCAACCCUAGACCCAUCCUCACCAAACUUCCUCGAAGAUCUAAAAACUCACUACUUCCCCGAAAUCACCCACGACCCCUCCUCCCUCUCCUGGCUCCAACCCCCGUCCUCCGACGAAGAAGACCCCGAAUCUUCAUCCGCCUACCACCCCGCCAGCAAUGCCAUCUCCAUGGCCCCCUCAUCAAUCCGCUUCUCGCUGCGCGGCACGAUCCUCGCGCCGGAAACAUCCCUCUCCCUCCCGACGAACCUGGGCCUGCAUCAUCACGGUGAUGACCCGCAGGCGGCGGGCUACACGAUUCCCGAGCUGGCGAUUCUAUCGCGCUCGACGUUCCCUGCGCAGCGGUGCGUUGCGUGGCAAGUUCUUGGCCGGAUUCUGUACCGGCUGGGCAAGGCUGAGUUUGGGGAGCGCGGCGGUCAGUUGUCAGAGGGACUGUGGUUUUGCAUUGAGAAGGAGGGUGUUGUGGCGGGGAUGCUGACUGAGGCGGAUGGCGGGGUGAACUCCGAUCUGGGGAAGAUCAAGACGGAUGGUAAGGAUAAGAAUGGUGGAGAGAGUGAGUCUGGUCCGCCUGUUGCGUCGGGGAUUGGGCGCCAUGCUAGUGCGACGGCUUGGGCUGUUGAGGGCGUUUGGUUGUGGCAGAAGGGUGGUGCUGGUGAUCGGGGUUUGUUGAGAGAGGGGCAGCAUCGGUCGACGUGA